UGUACGGUAUGCUGUGAAUCCCUACACCCGCUGGAAUUUCCAGCCAUGCCUCCCUCGAGCGAUUGCGCGCAUGCUGCAAAUGUCUGCUUUUCCUGUCUACAAAAGUGGGUCGCGACAAAGGUAGAUACAAACGCACAAGCAGUGAUCGAUUGUCCACGGUGUACCACCCUUCUAAGCCAUGAAGAUGUCCGCCGCGCCUGCAACUUUGAGACCUUUGCUAAGUAUGAUCGAUUUGCCGCACUAACUGUUGUCAAUGGCUUGCAGAACUUCCACUGGUGUUUACGGCCUGGCUGCACUGCGGGUCAGGAACACAUUGGCGGUCAUCUAGGUUAUAUGCAAUGCUACGCAUGCGACUUCGAGCAGUGUCUGAAGCACAAGACGGAAUGGCACCGAGGUCAAAGCUGCCGGCAAUAUGAUGCACAGAUCCCUGGAAAGUGCCCAAAGCGUGGAUGCAAAGCCUCGCUUGAGCGUGAGCCAGUCUGGAAGAAAUGUCCAGCUUGCCAGACCUUGAUUGAGAAGACUUAUGGAUGCGAUCAGAUGAAGUGCACAAUGACGAGGUGUAAACAGAAAUUCUGCUGGCAGUGCCUGGCAACAUGGGAAGACAUGCUGAGGUAU
Aureobasidium namibiae CBS 147.97 is the source of this 615-nucleotide messenger RNA. RefSeq lists its product as uncharacterized. Gene Ontology annotation, molecular function: ubiquitin protein ligase activity; ubiquitin conjugating enzyme binding; zinc ion binding. Gene Ontology annotation, cellular component: ubiquitin ligase complex; cytoplasm. The transcript has 3 exons. The record is from RefSeq and is a predicted model, not a curated record. NCBI's taxonomy places the organism in Eukaryota, Fungi, Ascomycota, Dothideomycetes, Dothideales, Saccotheciaceae. The annotation marks the transcript as partial. Gene Ontology annotation, biological process: positive regulation of proteasomal ubiquitin-dependent protein catabolic process; ubiquitin-dependent protein catabolic process; protein polyubiquitination.